Messenger RNA from Cadophora gregata, 924 nucleotides. RefSeq lists its product as uncharacterized. The record is from RefSeq and is a predicted model, not a curated record. Gene Ontology annotation, molecular function: hydrolase activity. The transcript has a single exon. The coding region runs from base 1 to 924 and encodes 307 amino acids. Lineage: Eukaryota; Fungi; Ascomycota; Leotiomycetes; Helotiales; Ploettnerulaceae.
AUGUCUUCCAAUACAGUAGUAUCCACGAGAUUUAUGAUCAUCAGCGACACUCACAACUUCCACUUCGGACAGGCCGAAAAGGUAAAUGGCCCUCUCCGCUUGCCAACUCCGCGAUGUGAUGUCCUGCUCCACUGCGGAGAUUUGACCUCCGUCGGCGGUCCACUCAAAUACAAGAAGCUGCUAAACAUGUUGGGGUCGAUCGAGGCGGAAUUGAAGCUUGUCAUUGCUGGGAAUCACGAUUUGGAUUUGGACAAAAAAUACUGGGAGAGGAAACUCGAAUCUGAUACAGACGAAGAAACUCGUUCACAAGCUGAAGACGCUAUCGAGAUCAUGACAGGUCCAUUAGCCAAGGAAGCAGGCGUCACCUAUCUUGUCGAGGGUGUCAAUACAUUCACACUCAGUAAUGGCGCCAAGUUCAAGAUUUACACAUCUCCGUAUCAGCCUGAGUUUUGCGAUUGGGCUUUCCCUUACGAGCGGAAUGAGGACCGGUUCAACCCACCCGAGCAUGUCGCUCCAAAUGUUGAGUGUAUCACCGAGAACCCGAUUCCAGAUUUCCCAGGAGUCGAUAUCAUGAUGACCCAUGGCCCACCAAAAGGCAUCCUGGAUUUGACUGCUGAUGGCAACGUUGGAUGUGAGGCACUACUCCGCGCUGUCAGCCGCGCUCGUCCCUUGCUUUAUUGCUUCGGCCAUAUUCAUGAAGCCUAUGGUGCCCAUAUCGUCAAAUGGAAGGAUAACGACAAGGCCUUCGGGAAGGAAGCGAUCGAAGAUCAGAGUAACCUACCGAAUAGUUAUCCGGAAAAGAGCAGCUCUUCGAUCAAAUAUGGCAAGGAGACUCUCAUGGUAAAUGCUGCGAUUAUGGACUUGAGCUACAGACCAAGAAACGCUCCUUGGCUGUUUGACCUGUACCUUCCUCGGACGGAAUGA